AUGCAAGCGACCCUACAGUCGUCGAGUCCACGGAUGCGCUUUGACAGCGUCCCCGAGUUUGCGGUUGGGGAUGAGAGCUCUACGAGCAUAAGUCUUCCAGCACAAGACCUUUCCGCCUUGUCUCCUGGCAAGCGAAGCGGCCAUCACCAUCGUGGAAGCUCGAGCAGCUUUGUGAUGGUAAAACAAGUGCAGGAGACGCCUGAGCAGCUUGUCGACCAGAAUGUUUCACAGAAUGUAAAUGCGGAGUGGGUGAAUAUGAAAGGCGCCUGGGUGAUCCAUGUCGUCCUAAUCAUGCUUGCGAAAAUGAUUAUCAACGAAAUCCCCGGCGUGUCUGACUCGGUCAAGUGGACCAUGGUGACCAUGGGAUACAUGGUGGUGACCUAUAUUAUCUUUCAUCUGAUCAAGGGUGCGCCGUUCGAUGUGAGCGGCGGCGCCUACGACGACCUCACACUCUGGGAGCAGAUCGACCAAGGAUUUCAGUAUACGCCUGCAAAAAAGUACCUGACGAGCCUUCCGAUUGGACUCUUCCUUUUAUCGACACACUACACGCAUUACGACCCAUGGCUGUUUGGGAUUAAUUUGGGCGCGCUGCUUUUUGUCCUGUUCCCCAAGCUGCCCAUCCUGCAUCGCUCGCGGCUCCUCUUCUUCCCAUCUGACAUGUCCGUCACACGUCACUAUAUGGACGCACGCGCUUCGCUCCCUGCUGACCAACGCGAUUUGCUUGUGCGCACAGGUAGUGCGCCUUGUACUUCUACUCCGCGCGACAUUGAUGAGGUCUCGCGGUCGCCGCCGCCGACCUCGAUCCUGCUCAACCACAGCGCACAUGCGCGGCGCCGCUCGACCGGCACGUAUGGCACGGCACUCCCUGCGCCAGUGCAUACGCAGCUGCCUGUACAGUACGGGACGGACCCGCCGGUGUGGCGCAAGCUGUUACCGACAGACAAAACAGGCCAUCCCCGAUUAUUGCAGCGUGCGGGAUGGCGAGCAGCAUUGCUCAAAGCGCGCGCUCUGCGGCGCACCGUUACGAUGAAUGAUGCGUCCGAUAGCGGGAGCGAUGCCGAGAGCACCGACAUGCCGAUCGGCGCUGAGGAGCUCGCCGAGUUGAAUGCAAUUAUCAAUACACGCCGCAGCAUGGCCGCAGCACACGCGCUGGCCCAAAGCCGUGCCGCGUCGCUGACAGAGUACGAGAUGGACACCAAGGAUACCCAGACAGAGUGCUCCGAAGUACACAAACACAUGCGCGGGGGUGCGCGCGCCGUCCGCAAUCCCUCGCCCUACUCUUCGCGCGAUCCGUCUCCAUCCACUAUCUCGACAGGGCGCGAUUUGUCGCCUGCACGCCGUGCCAUUCGAUUUGCGCCGCUGCCGGACCCGUACGAGAAUAGGAUAUUCGUUGAAGAAGAGAGCUCUGGAAAAGCGCGCAUUGGGCGGAGCAACAGCACCGGCUCUAUGUGUCCGGGCACUUCGAUAGAGUGCGACCGAAUGGAAGAGCGCGCGUCGACAAGCCGCGCGUGGAAUGUGUUUGCGCGGACGAGCCGCGAUGAAUCGAGUGCAAGUCAACGUAGCGCCGCCUUGCUUGAGGAACGGCUACGCCGCCGCGAGCUCGUGCGCGCGAUCAGGCCGGGUGGCACAGGGAUGGUAACACUGCUCGAUGGCGAGCGAAUCCCUGCGCGCCAUGUCGGCGACAAGGAUAUAAAGCCGCUGCAUGCCUCUUUAUGGGGCUUUGCCGCAUUGGAGCGCCUGCGCGUCGCAGCGCAGGAGGAAAAACAGGCGCGCGCGCAGCGCAAUAUCGAGAAUGCGUGCGAAACACAGCGCCGGCGCGAAAACAAAGUCGCGGCGAUCGGUGCGGAGGCGAGAAAACGCGCGCAAAAAAACCAUUAUGUGCUUGCGGACCCAGACCCCAGUGUAAGCAUCCCAACGCCCUCGCCGCUCCUGCCACGCCGGCCGGAUGCGAAAGGGAUCAGUGUUGUGCCGUUGCCCCAGCUCGGGAAACGGCCCGAGCGCCCGAAAGAGGGGCGGUUCUGGACGUGGAACGACUUUGACGGGCUGUCCGAUUCGGACGUCGACGACGCGCUCUCGAUGCGCGCAACGACGCGUGCCGCUGAGCAAGAGCUUCUGCAGCGAUCGAAGCUGUCGCGUGCGUCGCAGCCAUGGGACGAUGGCGCAAAACACCCAGCGGAGCGGAUUGCAAGCCCCGACGACGAGUUUUGGCCCGCGCCCAGUGCGACGCGGCAGGUGUUUGCGCCGAAACAGACGAAAAACGUGUAUUAA
This is a messenger RNA of Malassezia vespertilionis, 2268 nucleotides long. RefSeq lists its product as uncharacterized. NCBI's taxonomy places the organism in Eukaryota, Fungi, Basidiomycota, Malasseziomycetes, Malasseziales, Malasseziaceae. The transcript is spliced from 5 exons. Gene Ontology annotation, biological process: negative regulation of ceramide biosynthetic process; ceramide metabolic process; intracellular sphingolipid homeostasis. Gene Ontology annotation, cellular component: endoplasmic reticulum membrane. The record is from RefSeq and is a predicted model, not a curated record. The coding region runs from base 1 to 2268 and encodes 755 amino acids.